AUGAGCGAUUCUAAGCCUAAAGAAACCGGCCAGGGGUCUAUGUCACCUCUCUUACUCAACAAUAAAACCAAGAAAGCCAUGGAGUCGAUCGCGCCGAUCUUAGAGGGUUUUAGCCCUAAAACCUCAGCUAGCGAAAAUACAUCGUUGAAAUUGCCUCCUCCUGGAAGUCCCCAUGAGUCUCACAUCGAUGAAGAUAUAGGAUGCGACUUGAACUUGGACCGUACCGUGAGCAUUAGCUCCCAACUCUCCUCAAGCUCCUCAAGGCCAGGGCUGUCACCUACAAAUUCCUACGAUAACAUUCACCCAGGGGGGAAACUCCAGAGACUUAAAAGCAACUCGAACUUGGGCCAAUCGUCUACAGUGGCAUCUGGGAACUCUGCUUUGGACUUCCAGCAUGCUGCGGUCGAAUCGGCAAGUAACAAUGACUCGGGCAACGAAACCCCGACUGAAACCCCGAGCAGCUCCGCAAACAGCUCCGCAGGAUCUUCUCGCAAGCCCUCCUCGAACUCAGGAAGGCCCCAGCUGCCCAAGAUCGGCAAAAUCGGUGUAUGCGCUAUGGACGCCAAAGUUCUCUCCAAGCCUUGUAGGCAUAUUUUAAAUCGGCUUAUCCAGAAUGGUGAAUUCGAGACCAUUAUUUUUGGCGACAAAGUCAUUUUGGAUGAAAACAACGAAAACUGGCCGACUUGUGACUUUUUGAUCAGUUUCUUCUCGUCGGGCUUCCCGCUUAGUAAAGCCAUUGACUACGUUAACCUGCGCAAACCGUUUUACAUAAACGAUCUUGAGAUGCAGAAGGUCCUUUGGGACAGAAGACUAUGCUUAAAGCUACUGGACGUCGCCAAGGUUCCAACGCCACCACGGCUAGAAAUCAGCAGAGACGGGGGGCCUCGUGUCGAUCCGGCCUUGAGAGCAAAACUUUUGGAGCGGGGUGUUGAGAUCAAACCCGUCAAAGAGCCAGCGUGGAAGAUGGUCGAUGACGAUACCUUGGAGGUCAAAGGGAGGAGAAUGACAAAACCUUUCGUCGAAAAGCCUGUUGAUGGAGAAGAUCAUAAUAUUUACAUCUACUACCACUCCAAAAACGGUGGUGGCGGCAGGCGUCUUUUCCGCAAAGUUGGCAACAAGUCUUCUGAAUUCGAUCCUAGCCUCAAGUCUCCUCGCACCGACGGAUCUUACAUUUACGAGGAAUUUAUGGAUACUGAUAAUUUUGAAGAUGUCAAAGCAUACACAGUGGGCGAGGGAUUCUGUCAUGCUGAGACGCGAAAAUCUCCAGUAGUCGAUGGUAUAGUGCGCAGGAAUACACAUGGAAAGGAAAUAAGGUACGUGACAGAGUUAACCCCAGAAGAAAAGGAAAUUGCACGUAGAGUGACGAAGAUAUUUUCGCAGAUGAUUUGUGGAUUUGAUCUUUUGCGCGUGAAUGGAAAUUCUUAUGUCAUUGAUGUAAAUGGUUUCUCGUUUGUGAAAGACAAUUCUGCUUAUUAUGACGCCUGUGCAAAAAUCCUAAGGGAAACUUUCAUUCAGGCCAAGAAGAAAAUGGAUCUAGAGAAACGUAAUUUACCAAUAAUCAAAGAAGAAAAAACCCAAAAAUGGGUCUUUAAGGGUUUGGUAACCGUCAUCCGCCACGCGGACAGAACUCCAAAACAAAAGUUUAAGCAUUCUUUUAGGUCACCAAUCUUUAUUUCCUUGCUGAAGGGACAUAAAGAAGAAGUCGUUAUACGCAAUGUGAAUGAUUUGAAGGUUGUUCUGCAAGCCCUUACAAUUGCCCAAGAAGAGAACACCGAGGAUCCCCAAAAGUUGAAGGUGUUAGCCAAUGCGCUUGAAAAGAAAAUGGACCUUCCUGGAACGAAGAUCCAAUUGAAGCCAGUAUUAAAUUCUGAGAAAGAAGUUGAAAAAGUCCAAUUUAUUUUGAAAUGGGGAGGUGAGCCAACGCACUCUGCCCGUUACCAGGCUACCGAAUUGGGAGAGCAAAUGAGGCAGGACUUCGAUCUUCUCAAUAAAAAUAUUUUGCCUAACAUCAAGAUCUUCUCGUCCUCAGAAAGACGGGUUUUAGCAUCCGCGCAGUUGUGGGCAAUGGCACUUUUUGGGGCAGACGAAUUAGGGAGUGAUGAAAUCAGUAUAAGGAAAGACCUUCUUGACGACAGCAACGCUGCCAAAGAUUUAAUGGACAAUGUUAAAAAACAGCUCAAGCCUCUCCUCAGAGAAGGCAAAGAGGCGCCUCGUCAGUUUGCUUGGCCCGCCAAAAUGCCUGAACCAUAUCUCGUUAUUAAACGUGUAGUGGAGCUGAUGAACUAUCACAAACACGUCAUGGAUUACAAUUUCGAAACGAAAGAUGUUGCAGAUAUGCAGCGCAGAUGGUGCUGUGCCGAAGAUCCUAUGCUCUUCAAAGAACGUUGGGAUAAGCUAUUCAAAGAGUUUGUGAGCGUCGAGAAGGUUGAUCCUGCUAAGAUAUCGGAGCUUUAUGACACUAUGAAAUAUGAUGCACUCCACAAUAGACAAUUCUUGGAGCACAUAUUUGCUUCAAGUGGGAGAGCUGCAAGGGCAAACGUCGAUUUGUGCAAAGACUCUCUUGUAGAUCGUUAUCCUAUCAACAUUUUGGCCAUGAAUAACUUCAAGAUCCCGGAUUCGAGUUCGCAGCAUGGAGGGACCUCCAGCAAGGGUAGCAGCGUAGGUUCUCUAGGAUGGGUUCUCGAAAGCAGUGCAAAUACUUCUCGUCCAUCCUCUCAAUUCGAUGAUCCAAAAUUUAUGCAACUUCGUGAGUUAUACAAACUCUCGAAAGUCCUCUUUGAUUUCAUCUGCCCACAAGAGUACGGUAUCGAAGAUAAUGAGAAAUUAGAUAUUGGGCUGCUGACCUCACUGCCACUGGCAAAGCAGAUUUUGAAUGAUAUUGAUGACAUGAAGAAAAAAGACGCACCUGCCUGCGUCGCGUAUUUUACAAAGGAAUCGCACAUCUACACUUUGCUCAAUAUAAUUUACGAAAGCGGACUACCUAUGCGGAUUGCUCGCAACGCGUUGCCCGAGCUGGAUUACUUAUCUCAAAUCAAUUUCGAAUUAUAUGAGAGCACUGAUAACUCUGGGCAGAAAGCUCAUUCUUUGAGACUGAAAAUGUCCCCUGGGUGCCACACCCAAGAUCCUUUGGAAGUACAGCUUGACGAAAAGCACUAUAUCAGUUGCAUUCCAAAAAUUUCUCUGACAAAACACUUAGAUUUGGACUAUGUUUCUCAAAAACUGAGAAACAAAUUCAGCAGAGUUAUUCUGCCCAAAAAGUUUACGCCUGUGAACAUAACGAGUCCGAAUCUCACUUUCCGGAAAGGGCCCUUGUUUGAAUCCUCUUCACACCCCGCCCAGAAAUAG
Lachancea thermotolerans CBS 6340 is the source of this 3345-nucleotide messenger RNA. It is a transcript of the gene VIP1, whose product is annotated as inositol polyphosphate kinase VIP1. The record is from RefSeq and is a predicted model, not a curated record. The coding region runs from base 1 to 3345 and encodes 1114 amino acids. Gene Ontology annotation, molecular function: inositol hexakisphosphate kinase activity; metal ion binding; diphosphoinositol pentakisphosphate kinase activity. Gene Ontology annotation, cellular component: cytosol. Gene Ontology annotation, biological process: inositol phosphate biosynthetic process; inositol metabolic process. NCBI's taxonomy places the organism in Eukaryota, Fungi, Ascomycota, Saccharomycetes, Saccharomycetales, Saccharomycetaceae. The transcript has a single exon.